This is a messenger RNA of Corticium candelabrum, 1369 nucleotides long. Its product is annotated as coiled-coil domain-containing protein 89-like. Lineage: Eukaryota; Metazoa; Porifera; Homoscleromorpha; Homosclerophorida; Plakinidae. Bases 269 to 1294 code for a protein of 341 amino acids. The transcript has a single exon. The record is from RefSeq and is a predicted model, not a curated record.
UAUCAGAGGCUCCCAGAGGUAUAUUUUUCAAUUGACGAAGCCACUGACAACAUCAAUCUACGUAACAGCUGUCACUGUGUAAUAACUUAAUUAGUUAAAUCUAUCUAGCUAAAAAGUAACUCUAGAACUUUCAAAAGGACAAUGAUGGCAAGGUAUCUAAGCAAAUAAAGAGGUACAUGCCCACAAACAUUGAUGAUUCACACAUAAAAACUCACUGCUUUUUGUAUAAUGUACAUCCGGGCAUUUGAGACUGGCAAAAUCACGUGAGAUGUCUCGGUGUCCACGCAACUUGCGACAACUCGUCUCCUCUAGUCGCCAGGAAGACGAUGAAUUUUUGAGAGAAAAGUUUGAAGUGUUGCGAUCUCUAGCUCAUGAUGAUCGUCAAGAGGCGGAUAUGCUGCGAUCUCGCAUUGACCAACAGUCAGAGCUCAUUGCCAUUCUCAGACAACGGUCUGAUCAGAGCUAUGAGCGCUAUGAAAGUGUCUUGGAUCUCGUAGCGGAAUUGAGCGAUGCCAAGGAGGCGUUGGAGCUCGAAGUAAGCAAGGAGAGAAAACAACGAGAAAUCAUUGAGCAGCGAUUCAAGAACUUGAAUGAGAAUCACGUUCAGUUGAUUUCUAUUAAGGACGAAUAUAAAUCAGAAAAUGACACUUUGAGGGGAAACAACGAACGACUAAAGCGAGAGAACGAGUCACUAUUCAAUGAGAUUGUUCAGGAAAAGGAGAGUCAACUGAGUGAGCUGCAAACCCGAUUGAGGGAAGAGACGGAAAGAUGCCAUCAUAUGGAAAAGAAACAAGGCGAAGUUGAGCAAAAAACAGAGACAAGAGUGAAACAAUUAGAGAAGACAAUCAAAGACUUAGACCUGGAGUUGUCAGAAACAAACAAGUCGUUGAUAGAUAAAACUAGAGUAGUUCAUGAAAGUAGCAAGAAAUUUCAAGAGCAACUGGAAAUGAAAGAUGCUGUCAUCAAACAACUUGAACGCGACAGAGAUCAGAUGACUGUCUUAUCAAUGGAAAGGGGAAAAGCAAUUGAGGAAUACCAACAGAGAGUAAGAAAACUUGAGGAUGAAAUACUAAAUCUAAGAAAAGAACUUGAAUCUUCUAAAGAACGAUUUCAGACAGAAAUGAACGAAGUUUCAAAAGAUGCCAGAAUCGUAUUAUUGACACAAAAUGUGACAGAAUUGGAGGAGAAACUUGAAGAAACAAAACGUGCAUACGAGGCAUACAAGAAACACACCUCUAUGUUGCUGGCAAAUGAGAAACAACUAAAUGCGAAGUUGAGAAAGUUUACCUUAUGAAAUAUAACCUUCAUGAGGCCAUAGUCUAUGAUCAUAUAUUUUCAAAUAUACAAGUGCUAUAUAUUACAUACAAUA